Messenger RNA from Orbicella faveolata, 5417 nucleotides. RefSeq lists its product as uncharacterized. The record is from RefSeq and is a predicted model, not a curated record. NCBI's taxonomy places the organism in Eukaryota, Metazoa, Cnidaria, Anthozoa, Scleractinia, Merulinidae. Gene Ontology annotation, biological process: nitrogen compound transport. Gene Ontology annotation, cellular component: plasma membrane. Gene Ontology annotation, molecular function: transmembrane transporter activity.
AGCAGCUUACUGCGUCUGCAAAUGUUGCUUAUGCUCGUGCGCUACCAAAAACCAGCUUCAGUUAAGUUUCAAGCAGUUAUAGUCCAUUGUCUUAAGCAAUUACAGUCCCUCACGAGGGAUUAUGGAGGAAUAAUGAAUUCCCUUGGGUUCCAAAUUUGGGACUCGCCAACACCCGAAGAUCUUAUGAUAGCCCUCUGACUAGCUUUGCCAUUGUCAGAGGUGUAAUGAGAAGCGAGCGCACGGUGGUAGCAUAUGAAGCAUUUAAAUGAAAUGCACAAUAAUUGGCAGAUCGAAAUAGUCACGCUCAUUACUGUAUAUAAGUCAAACUGUGCAUUUCUUAGUUCAAACCUGACAGAACAACCACAGAAUGAACGCUCAAGAAAACGCAUCGAAGAAAUGUCGAUGGCUUCGUUUCAAGAUUCCCUGCUGCUGCAACUUUGCACUCAACAUUCGGCUCAACCCAGUUGUAUCUCUUCUUUCCGCCCUCAUCAUCUGGGGGUUUGUCGUGUGGAGUAUCUUGAAAGCUAAAGCGGCAAACGAAGAGAUGGCCAAGUGGAGAGGAUGGAUCACUUUAAAAUUCACUUGGCUAUACAUCGGCACUCAGGACGUGUGGGCCCUGUUCAUUAUUGUGCUGUAUUUGUCCAAGUAUUCCAAGUUGAAGCUGGGCAAACCGCACGAAAAACCCGAAUUUAACGACGCUACAUAUUUCACCAUGCUGUUUGCUGCUGGCAUCGGGAUUGGCCUGUUCUAUUUUGGAGUAGCGGAACCCAUCUGGCAUUACGAACCUGGACAUUAUGGGAAUCGUUACUUUGGAAGGUAUUCCGACAACCAACGAGCCCAAGAUGCCAUGAACAUCACGUUCUUUCACUGGGGAAUUCACGGUUGGAUUGUGUAUGUGGUGGUUGGACUUCUACUUGGCUUCCUCAGUUACAGAAAAGGCCUUCCUAUGACCAUGCGAUCCUGCUUCUAUCCUCUGCUUGGUGACAGGAUCUAUGGAUGGAUGGGCGACUUCAUCGACACCCUCUCGGUUGUGUGCACCAUGUUUGGAGUGUGUACAAGCCUCGGUCUUGGGGCGAUCCAACUCAAUGCUGGUUUUCAGCGACUGAACAGGGACAUCGCGUUCAGCACCACAAACCAGAUUAUCACCAUCUGGGGCGUGACGGCCUGUGCAACCCUCUCAGUAAUCAGUGGCUUGAAACUUGGAAUCAGGCGCCUAAGUGAACUGUGCUUUGGAAUUGGCAUGAUACUGAUGUUGAUUGUCCUGUUCUUUGAUGACACCUGGUAUCUGCUAAAUUUGUACGUUCAAAGUAUCGGCUACUACCUCCAGUAUGUCGUUCAGAUUGGAUUCCACACCGAUGCUUUUGCACAACUCCACAACGCUCCUGAUAAACUGGAGGCUUCCGAGUGGAUGAACGACUGGACCAUCUUCUACUGGGGUUGGUGGAUUGCCUGGUGCCCUUUUGUGGGUAUGUUCAUCGCUAAGAUUUCACGAGGCCGAACGAUCAAAGAAUUCAUCAACGCCACCCUGACGGCACCAAUAUUUUACACCUUUCUUUGGCUUACUAUAUUUGGUGGAUCCGGAUUACGAAUGGAAAGAAGCGCAGCCUUGGCAAACAUAACAUGUUCAUCACCCCUGGGAGGUAAAAAGGCUACACAGAGCUUUCAUGGUUUGUACCGUCUGUCCUGUCGCACGAAGAAUGAUAUGUGGUUCGACGUGAUGGAUCAAUAUGGAGAUCUUGGACAAUUCCUGUCAGUCACGUCCCUGGUCGGCAUAAUUCUUUACUUUGUCACCAGUUCAGACAGUGGCUCAUUGGUCAUCGACUGCCUGUCUGCAAACGGAGAUCCUGACCCUCCGGUACCACAGCGCGUGUUCUGGGCCUUGACGGAAGGUGCCACCGCGACAGCUUUACUUUACGCUGGAGGUACAGAUGCGCUGCAGGCCUUGCAGGCCGUAUCCAUUGCUGCUGGACUUCCGUACACCAUUUUGCUGUGUUUUAUGUGUGUGGCGCUGUGGAGAGCUGUUCAGAUGGAAGCUGGUGAUUUGGAUCCCAAUGGACCGCAGUUUAGCAUCUCCUUGUUUAAUCCAAUCAGUCGACCGUCAUGCAGUGCUGUUUUCAAGCUGUUACUUGCUACAGUUGCUCCUUGGUAUGUGAUUGGUAUUGCCGCAGAACGAAGGAAGCCCAGCUCCCCAAGAGGAAUGGCCUGUUACAUGAUUCUUAUGGGAGUUCCAUUUUAUGCCUGGAUUGCCAUGAUGGUGGCGGAGUUACUGCCGGUGCAUGGAAUCUCGUAUGUCGGAUGGGCCGUCCUAUUCUUGUUUUUCGCUGUUGCAACAGCCAUCCGAACUGGCAUAAGAGAAGAAGAUGGAAUACAUGGAAGCAUGGUGGAGGAUUUCUUUGUGGUCAUGCUCUUGUACCCUUUUGCUGCUUAUCAGAUGGACCAACACGCGCUGAAUCACCGACCGAGGAAGAGUGGCGAUACUGAACUUGGCCACAGCAACGAGAAUCCUGCUCACAAAGAUACCAGUCGUAAUAGAUCAGAAAUGACUAAGUUAUAAGAGGGACAGAUUUUGGCCAAACCCUCUCUCAACAAAUGAUACGUUAAACAUUGUUUAUGAUAUUCUCCAUUGACAUUGUCUUUACAUGUUCGGUGGUGUGUUAGCAAUCAGUCAGUGGCCUUGACAUACUCAAGCCUUCGUUUUCCAAAGCUUGCAGACUAAGAUUACAAAAUGACUAAGAUUGUCGAUUGAACGCUAUUUGCCAGAAACUGAUUUAAAGCGUUGUCAAUUGUUCUGAAAUAAGCUGGAGUAAAAUUUGUUAUCUACCUAAAACCAGUAUCACUUGCCAAAAUAGUAUUUGCCCUUUACCAUUCAAACUGUAGUAAUGCUCAUGAAGCACUUGGAAACUAUGCGUUAAACGUUUAGAAGUAAAGUCCGUUGUUGUGUGAUCUGUUGUUUACGGUUGUCAUUUGGAGAGCACCUGGCGUGUACGAAGAGUGGUCAGUCUGAGAUCACGACAGAGCGGGGGAAUGGUUAGAUGUUUUACACGUUUCAUCAACUGCGUACGGAGGUUCAUUUUGGCAUGCCAUGAAAAUUUCAUAUCUUGAGACAACUUAGAAAGUUCUCAUGGCCAACUCCUUUAACGUAAAUGACUAUGGGAGGAGAAUGUCCUGUUCUCCCUUCUAGGAUCGAUCGGUAUACACAAUACAGCCAUGGUUUUAAAGUUUAUAAGCAACACGUACUGAUUCUUGUAUCAUCUCUAAAGAAAGAAAACAACUCGUAAAAUCCUGUGACGUUCACUUGUUACCUGAUUCCGAAAUGAAACGCCAGUCGAUAAUGCUGUCCUCUUCGAUCCUACCUCUCCACUCUCAUGGGGUUCCAUGUAACUAUAGCAACUGGAAUGACAAUGACUCCCCCUUCCCGGGCACUUAAGUGACAAUGAGUAUCACACAAAUAGUAGGAUCAGAACAGGAUUCAGUCAGAUCUCGAUACUUCUGCGCUUUAUAAACAAAAUAUCAAAUUCUCACAAGCUAGAACACUGAAUGUAAUGUACAAUACGAGCCGGUGCAAACGUUUUGGUUGACAUGAGUGUGUUGGAAUUGUCCAACAGUGAAUGGAAGUGUUCAAUUUUACGAUCACAAGUAUUCUGGGAUAAUUUCUCAGAGGUUUCGAGACAAGUCUUGAAAAAUGUCAAAACUGCAACGACCAUAUCCAGAUUACGCGCGGCUUGCAAGUCGGCGAACGUCUUGUCCUCUUGUCAGAAUUUCAGUGUAUCCUGUUAAGUUGCUGUUUCGUUAUCUACACGCUUCCGUUCACCCCAGGUGGCAUAUAAGUGACGUUUAUACCACUCGAUUUGGGCCACUCCCCUUUUUGCUGCCACUUUUCUUGAAAUAUUUGUUUGACGGAGGCAGAAAUACGGAAGCUUAUAAGUGUCAUUCGACAUGCGAUAUAGAAUAUCUGACAUUCGAGAUGCUACAUUCGACAAGACGCCCUAGAAACAACUGGAUGGGAGCCACUAUCAAAUCAAUAUAAAAAGAAACUACUCACCCUAAUGUACAAAGUAAAUUGUAACAUUACCCCAGAUAAAAUAACAAACCUCCUUAGUAUUGCUAACCCAUACUAUAAUCUUAGAAAUAGUAAUCACUUUGUACUACCUAGAUUCAACUUGGACAUUGGUAGAAAUUCCUUAAGAUAUAGAGGCCCAAUAGCAUGGGAACUAACUCCAACCGCUCUCAAACAGUCCACCUCCUUAAAGAACUUCAAGAACCUUUUAAAACAGCGUCGCCAUAAAUUUUUCAUCAAAAACAUUAGCUUUCUGAAAGAAGCAUGCGUGGUCUCACAUAAGAAUCAAGAUUAUACAUAUUUUUAAUUUAGUAAUUUUCACUACAAUUUUAAAUUGAUAAUUGUAUUUAGAUCGUUAGCGUAAUUUUUAUAUAAUAUUACUUGUAGAUUAAAUAUAGGUCCACAUCAGCCUCUGGUUGCCUUUAAUUUAACCUAUUUCAAAUAAAGUAUGUAAGUAUAUAUGUAUGUAUGACAUCCGAUGACUGACAUUUUGGGACACCACCUCCAAACAUCUAGAAAAUAGACAUCACCACAAAGCGCCCCUUAGGACCAGUUAGGGGAAAUCCAGAUAAAGUCAGCUCUUAUGCAAUAUGAGCUAAUAUGAUAAAGUGGGAAGUACCAGUGGCUUUUAGGCACUGAUGGAUUUGAUGGAUUUUCCAACUCUCACUAACUCACUCACUGCCCAUUGUGCCCACUGGCACGUAGGGCAGCAAUCUUGGUGCCUAGGACUUUCAUAAUCCUGUCAGUGGCUUCCUUGCGGAUUUCACCUCUGCCAUUCAUCCGUGUCAUUUGAGGUGACUCUGAAAGGCCACGACACACAGUUGUGGUUGUAUCCUCUGCUGCUGUUUCCGUAACAUAAUGUUUUUUUACAGGACAGGGUUGCUGGCUCUGUGCUAAACCCCCAACCUGGAGGGCCAGGGGAUCACUUUUUGUCAGGCCCCUACCCUUUGACCAGUCCGGCGUGGGUGACCCUACCAGGAGUUCAAGACUCCAGCCGGCAUAGCUCUCCGGGUUAUUGGGACACCCAAACCACCCUACCACGAUAAGGUAGUGAUCCCAUAAGGGUGGAUUUUUUCCAACAACAUGAUCAAUAAAACUUCUUACUAACUGAGCGUGAGGUCUGUACUGGGAAUUACUGACCCGAGGUCAUGACAGUAUGGGCCAAGUGCAGCACCAGGUCCAUACAAAUGUGACUGAAGGCCAAUAUUUUCCACUACAGCUCAAGCAAACUAGGUUAGUAAGCGCUGCAAGUUUUUUUAAUUGGCCGGCGUUUGGAAGCAAAAAAUACACAGUUUAUGACCGUUUCCAUUCCAGGAGAGGUACUCCCUUACAUGGGCUAUAUAAGUAUGUGCAGUCCUAA